Didymella exigua CBS 183.55 is the source of this 672-nucleotide messenger RNA. RefSeq lists its product as uncharacterized. The record is from RefSeq and is a predicted model, not a curated record. The transcript is spliced from 4 exons. Lineage: Eukaryota; Fungi; Ascomycota; Dothideomycetes; Pleosporales; Didymellaceae. Bases 1 to 672 code for a protein of 223 amino acids.
AUGUACAUCUACCUCAUCACUAUUCUGCGUCUCAAGCAUGGCCAUCACCUCAAAUAUCGCAAAGGUGGUCCCAGCGAUGCGGCUUCGCCGGCGCAUUCCGACUUCUCCCUAAGUCGUUUCGACCGAGGCUCAGCGAUUGCCCUUGGUAUUCUUCUCGUCCUGAUUCUUCCUGUGGUAGGCUGGUUCUGUUGUAUCCAAAUCAAGAAGAGGAAGGAAAGAGAUGUGAAUGUGUUGGAGCCUGAGUUGCGAGACCAUCAUCGCAAAAGAUCUUGGUUGCAUGGUCCUCUCCCCAGCCAUGGGCAGAUCUUGAUACGGCAUGACAGCAGGAACUUAUCACGGGCGUGCUUCGUGGGCCUGGAGACCACUACGGGUCCGCCGACUCCUGGACUUCCCCGGCGAGCAUCAUGUCGCAGACACCAAAGUAGUGUGCGUUCCAUAGAUUCGUUCGUCCCAGCUCGCCGUGCUUCGUUGUCUCAGACACAGUGCGAUGAGCGGCGGUGCAGUGAGGUAGCCUCUCGUGGCGGAUGUAUAGCGCGUGCCAACCGACGUCUUUCGACCCUCACGCCUAUUCUCGAGCCUAGAAGGGCUCUUCAAGCUAUAGUCUUCGACGACGUCCAUGUUUGCGAGCGCGGAAAACGAGGCAGUGUGCGAGCUAUGGCAAAGGGUCCUUGA